Acanthocheilonema viteae is the source of this 684-nucleotide messenger RNA. NCBI's taxonomy places the organism in Eukaryota, Metazoa, Nematoda, Chromadorea, Rhabditida, Onchocercidae. The record is from the annotation of a GenBank genome assembly.
AUGCUAUCGGGAAUAGGAACACAGAUUAAUCUUUUGCCAGAUGAUUUCUUAGUUCUUCUCAAAAUCACCAAUGAAAAUAGUGGAAAUGAUGAAAAUGAGGAAUGCUAUGCAAAUAAUAGCAUGGCCGAACAAAAGUCAAACUCAUCACGAUGUUGUAAGAUGAAUUUAUCGCCAUCCAAUAAUGACCAUAAUGAUCGAUCGCUUCUAUCAACCAUGGUAGCAAAAGGUAUACGUAAUUUUUGUGUCAAACGAACAGCCAAUGCAAUUUGCAAAAAAAAAGAAAUCAUGAAAGCAGCAGUCGAAAAGACACGAAACAAAAAAAUUGAAAAGAAAUAUGAAAAUGUAACGAGCGAUACAUUUAAGUUAAAUAAUAUUUGUAAAAUGAACAGAUUUCGAGAAGAUAGCCAAAGUCGAGUGAAGCGACAUAAGAAGCAAAUUGAUAAAGAAAAUGAGGAACGACGAAAGCAAUCACUUACAAAAAUUAAAAAACAAGCUCUUAAGGCAGCUGCGAAUAGAGAUUGUAAACGUCAUCAUAAAACUUCUGGCGCACCUGUUGUUAAACGUGCUCGAAACAUUCAUAACUCAACUUCAACCUCUAAGCGAACUUGCAGCAAAGCAAAGGUAAUACGAAUUUCCUCAGUCAUGCAUAUAAUUAGUGAAAUGGAAAAAAAAAUGUCGCUUUGA